Pogona vitticeps (central bearded dragon) is the source of this 924-nucleotide messenger RNA. The record is from RefSeq and is a predicted model, not a curated record. Lineage: Eukaryota; Metazoa; Chordata; Lepidosauria; Squamata; Agamidae.
AUGGAAAAUCAAACCAUUGCCAUAGAAUUUAUUCUCUUGGGACUUUCAAGUGAUCCACAAGUACAGAUCUUUCUCUUUUUUUUAUUCCUAAUAAUAUAUGCUACAACAUUCAUUGGAAACUCUGUCAUCAUUUUCGUAGUCAAGACUGAGAUGAGACUUCACACCCCCAUGUUCUUCUUUCUCAGUCAUCUCGCCUUCGUUGACAUUUGCUAUUCCUCCGUCACUGUCCCAAAGAUGCUGGAAAAUUUUGUAGCCAACAAGAAAUCCAUUUCUCUGGUGGGUUGCAUCACACAGAUUUUCUUCUUUAUUCAGUUUGUUGUUGUUGAAAUGUUUCUGCUUUCAGCAAUGGCGUAUGACAGAUACGUUGCUAUAUGUGACCCACUCCAUUAUUCCAUCAUUAUGACAAAGCCAAUGUGUUGGAAAUUGGUGGGUGGAAUCUGGGUCCUUGGUUUCCUUGACGUGAUGCUCAAUGGAUUGCCUUUAAUCGGUCUGAAUUUCUGUGGACAUAAUCUAAUUAGACACUACACCUGUGAACUCCCUGCAGUUCUGAGCUUGUCUUGUAGUGAAACUUCCCUCAAUUACAAGCUGUUACUUGCUUCUUGUUUCCUCUUUGGUUUCAUCUCCUUCUUCCUUAUCCUUAUAUCUUAUAUUUAUAUUAUUUCAGCUAUCCUCAAGAUUCAGUCAACAAAAAGCAGGAGCAAAACUUUCUGUACUUGUAGCUCUCACCUCAUUGUGGUCUGCAUCUUUUAUCUUUCAGCUUUCUCCGUAUAUUUGCAGCCGCACUCUAAAUCCUUCGCAGACAUUGACAAAGUGAGCUCUAUUCAGUAUUUGAUUUUAGGUCCUCUGCUAAACCCCAUCAUAUAUAGUCUAAAAAGCAAAGAACUGAAAAUUCUUUUGUUGAAAAAGUUUGAAACACGUAAGUAA